GGAUUUUGGGGAAUAUGGAAUUUAUGAAGGGGAUGAAGGAAGGAAAUCUUGCAGGUGGACUGUGAAGAGAGUAUUUUAUAUUUGAUUGGGUGGAUUAUGUGUUCUAUGGGGCCUGAGUGGGGGCUAUAGUUGCUGCUUUGGGGAUAUUGAUGAGGUAUAGAGGAGAUGAGAGAUUUUUGUAUAGAUCUCCGAAUUUGUUGAUAUCUUCGAUAGUAUCGAUGCUUCUAUGCCAGAUACUUACAGGUAUUGCUUCUUGAAGGAAGUUUGGAGCCGGAGGGCCAAACUGAAUUCUUGGGCAUAUUGAUCAAUACGUGUUUUAUCCAUUCCUCUUCAUAUCGUACAUGACAAGGGCUCUACGGCUAGUAAUUCUAUUCAAAAGAGCUGAUAUCGGUCUCUACUCUUCAGAAAGUAUUUCCAAGGGUAAUGAUGAAAGCAACACCAUUGCUUUAUUGAAGGAGAAUGAGGAUACAGUUGAGCGAAGCUUGAGGAGUGAAGAUAUCAGAAAACCUCAAGCCACAAGACUUAUUCAUAGGAUGUAUUAUUGGCUUUUAUGGUUUGAUACAGAAUGGCAGUUCUUUUUGCUAGCAUGUUUCUUCACAUUGAUUCCAAUAGCCUUGAUGGCCACUUUCUUCAUCAUUGGAAGCUACAAGGUCCUCCCUGUUAUAAACAGCUCAUUCUGAUUAUGUUGGAUAGGAGAUGAGUCACUUUAUACUACAAUUUUGAUCGACAUUAUUAUGAGAAAUCUUGACUGAUAUGGAAUAGCUACUCUGUAUGUCCUUUUGAUGAAAGUUCCAGCAGAUUUCAACAUCAAGACUGAAGUUAGAAGUAUACUCUUUUUAUUAGGCGGAGCUGGGAUAGUAAGAAACUCAAUUGGAAUCUUUUUCUUUUCUCAAGAAGAUCCGAAUUCUAUGCACUUUAACAGAAUUUCAUUUUAUCUUCAAACAUUUACAUUCUUUGUUUCUGUUGGGAUUUCUGUGUUUAUCCCAUUUUUGACAAAUAAAAGAGUUAUUCCUUCUUUGCCAUCCUCUCCUGAGAGGAUCGAGCACAUUCAGACAGCUAUUCUUGAGCCUAAAGGAUUCAGUACUUUCUAUGAAUGGUGAGAAACAAAUAAUCCAAAUGUUGUCAAAUAUCUUGAUUGCUUCGUUAGAAUCAGAUUCUUCAAGAAAGCCUCUGACAACCUCGAAGUGACCAAACAAAUGAGAGAAAAGGCUGCAGAGAUCAUCGACUUCCACCUUUCUUCAGGAAGUGACGAGCGUCUUUCUUGUAAUUCACUCUUCCCUGACCUUGAAAACCCUACACCAGAGAUGUUCGAUUCCCUACAGUCAGAAUGCCUCUCUGUGCUAAGCCUGGUUUACCAGCAAUAUAAGAACAGUGACGAUUUCUUCUACCUCUACCAGCAGCUUCAGUUAGAAGUGAAGCAGUACAUAAUCCUAAAAAACAGGUUAAUUCCUUAA
This is a messenger RNA of Moneuplotes crassus, 1454 nucleotides long. The record is from the annotation of a GenBank genome assembly. Lineage: Eukaryota; Ciliophora; Spirotrichea; Euplotida; Euplotidae.